Glycine soja is the source of this 456-nucleotide messenger RNA. Its product is annotated as zinc finger BED domain-containing protein DAYSLEEPER-like. The coding region runs from base 1 to 456 and encodes 151 amino acids. NCBI's taxonomy places the organism in Eukaryota, Viridiplantae, Streptophyta, Magnoliopsida, Fabales, Fabaceae. The record is from RefSeq and is a predicted model, not a curated record. The transcript has 3 exons.
AUGAAGGGCCAAACAUUUCUUACACCUAAGGUCAUGCAAGGAAAACAAGAGUUGGAUGCGGGAACUUAUGAUGCAGAAUGUGCAAGGGAAGAGCUAGCAAAAGCAAUUAUUAUGCAUGAGUAUCCACUAUCAAUUACGGAUCACCUUGGCUUUAGGCGAUACUAUGCUGCCCUCCAACCCGUGUUUCAGGUUCCUACUAGAAACACAAUUAAGAAGGAGAUAACGAAAAUCUAUGAGAAUGAACGAGCAACAACUUUGAAGUUGUUGGAUAGUCUUGAUGGAAGAGUGGCCAUUACAUCAGACAUGUGGACAUCAACAAGUCAGAAGAGGGGGUAUAUGGCUAUUACAGCUCAUUAUGUUGAUGGUUGUUGGAACUUACAAAGUCAGAUUUUGAGGUUCAUUUAUGUUCCUGCUCCUCAUACAAGUGAUAGACUUUGCAAUGAAUGUAUUGACUGA